Molecule: messenger RNA, 1783 nt
Organism: Esox lucius (northern pike)
Lineage: Eukaryota; Metazoa; Chordata; Actinopteri; Esociformes; Esocidae
Gene: cxcl14
Product: chemokine (C-X-C motif) ligand 14
Exons: 4
Coding region: 241-543 (100 amino acids)
Biological process (GO): cell chemotaxis; antimicrobial humoral immune response mediated by antimicrobial peptide
Cellular component (GO): extracellular region
Molecular function (GO): chemokine activity
Source: RefSeq, a predicted model, not a curated record
CAUGUAGGGAUAGAUGGCAAGAAGCGCGAGUGUAGUAAAGUGCGAAUAACAUUUCAUCUGAUCUGAGCGCUCUGGACCUACGGAGUUCGUGAAAACUUGAGGGAAUAUAGGAGAAUAUUGCAAAUAUUGUUCCUCCUGUCACUUCUAAGAUUAAGGCGCUAAUAUCAAGAUACUGUUAAUUGAGCGAAUUUACCAGAGGAAAUUAGUACGGAGGUCCGAAUUUGAGGUUCAUCAGACGAGAUGCGUCGUUGUACGACAGCAGCGUUGAUUCUCUUAGUUAUUGCGUUAUAUUCCCUUAAGGCAGAAGCAUACAAAUGCAGGUGCACAAGAAAAGGACCAAAGAUUCGCUACAAGGAUGUGCAAAAGCUUGAGAUCAAACCUAAACAUCCUUUCUGCCAAGAGAAGAUGAUUUUUGUCACCAUGGAGAAUGUGUCGCGCUUCAAGGGUCAGGAGUACUGUCUGCACCCCAAACUGCAGAGCACCAAAAACCUGGUCAAGUGGUUCAGAAUCUGGAAGGAUAAGCAUAGGGUGUAUGAAGCUUAAACCAUGGAUUAUGACCACAAAAGGCAAACAACUGAAAAAAACACCUCAAGGCUGUUGUCGUGGAGACAAUACAUAGUCUCCAAGCAAUCAGUACUUGGUCUUGGGGUGAGAUUUAUCAAGCACAUAAGAGAUUUCUAGUUUGCUGGUGCCGUUUUAGUUGGCCAUCAGGCUAAUUAUUCUUACACACAUAAGUCAUUUCAAGUAUAAUAAUGGUAAUAUUUCUGCAUUGCCAACAUCCAAGACUGCUUACCAGUAAUAGCGGAUACUGGAGGAAAUGCAUAGGAUUCUUGUUAUUGUACCAACUGGGAGUUAUAGUGUCUCGGUGAGCUCGCCAGAAGGGUGAAACAUGGCAUACUGUAUGUUCGUAUGAAAGAAGGUGAGGGGAAUUAUUAACCACUCAAACCAAGCACCCAAAUGUCUAUCAUUCAUUUUGUAUAAUGGUGUCCAUUCAAAGAGAAGAUAUAAUGCACACAAGAAGAGAACACAUCCAGAUGACUAGGUCAGUGUGUAGUCAUUUUCCUAUAUGCAAAUAAACUGUUUAGUAUAUUAUGAGCAAUGUAUAAGGUCAACCUGUUAAUUUAGACUUUUUCUUUAGGUAUUGUGUUAUUGGUUGCCUAUAUCCUAUAAUUUGUAUCAUUAUCCUGAUGUCUUCUGUUUUCUCAUGGUGUAUAUUACAAAGACUGGAGUUCAUCAACAUGUUUCAUUUUAAUAUAAAUUUGUCACUACCUAUGGAAAAGUAAUUCUAUCAAGUUAUAUCGUAUUGUAUCCCAUAAGACUCAAGGGAUUGCAUCAUGGUUGAUUAUAAAGCAUUUUCAUGAUGUUAUUCAAUACCUUUUUAAAUUUAGACCUUCAAGAAAGUUUGAUUGUUUUGUAAGCUAUUGAUAUACAGUGUUACAAUGACAGUUGCAAUUUUAUUUUACCAAACAGAAUACUCAAUAUAAGUUGUCUUCAAAGAAUGCGCCUUCUUCUUGUUUUAUAUAUAAAUAUAUAAAUAAACAUUGUAUAUAGUUCAAUAGCCUGUGUUAGUAAGAAUGAAUUCAUAUAUGACUUUCUAGUGUAAUGUAUUGUAUUACUGAGUUAUUGUUGUUUUGCUAUUUAAAUGUUCAUUUGGUGACAGAAAUGUAAAGUAUACAGUACCAGUACAGUACUGUAUGUGUUAGAACUGACCCACCAAGCACCAAAACAUUCCAAGGAAUGGAUGUCAAAAACCACAGCAAUAAAAACACUAUAUAGAACCUUU